AUGUCAGUGACAUCGUCCGAUUCAGACACAUAUAUUGCCCUGGGAGCGAAUGGAGAUGUUCAUGUGGCCGUCCCUACAGAAGGAGAAAACAUGACAGUUUUCAAAGGAUCGAAGAAGGAUGCAAAAGCUAAGGAGUGCUUAUUGUUUUUCGAUAAGAAAACCGGAAAAUUGCGUCUUGAGAAGAUCAACUCAAAUAUCAAUGUGAAGAAGACGCGGGACUUGGACCCAUCAGUUGAGAGUGUUUUGCGUACGGAAAUGGCUCGCUUACGUACAGCUCGUAUAGAUCGUCCACCACCACCAGAGCCAAGCAGCUCAUCGUUUCCCGGCGCAGAUAGUAGUAGUUCCUCUGACUCCUCAAGCGACGAUAGUGAUAGCGACAGUGGUAGUGGAUCCGAUGAUGAGGAUAAACAAAGGACUGGAGGAGAUUCUAACUCAAGUUUGGCUGAUAGCGAUGUUGAAAGUCAAGUAUUGGAAAGUAUGAAGGCGGGCGGAGCAACAUCUUUCAACGAAAGUAUCGAUAUGCCAGCGCUGGAUGCGAUUUCACAGCCCGCACCUCCACAACCUGUCCAACAGAAUAGUUAUCAGUCAAGGUAAGU
Strongylus vulgaris is the source of this 596-nucleotide messenger RNA. Lineage: Eukaryota; Metazoa; Nematoda; Chromadorea; Rhabditida; Strongylidae. The record is from the annotation of a GenBank genome assembly.